GAGUCACAAUGAGAUGAUGAGGACAUUCAAGAUAUGGACUUAUAAGGAAGGAGAUAUCCCCUUGAUGCAUAACGGUCCAAUGAAAUACAUAUACAGCAUCGAGGGUGACUUCAUCGAAGAGAUGGAGAGGAAAGGAAAUCCGAUGGUGGCUACCCAUCCCGAUGAAGCACAUGCCUUCUUUAUCCCGAUUAGUAUAACCAAAAUUGUCUACUUCCUUCACACACCUGCCGAAUCCAUUGGUUUCUUCGAACGUAUGCAAGCAAUAGUCGAAGACUACAUUGGUGUUAUCGCACAAAGGUAUCCUUAUUGGAAUCGUAGCAAUGGAGCUGAUCACUUCUUUGUAUCCUGUCACGACUGGGGGCCUUUUGUUUCACGGGGAAACCCAAAACUCUUUGAAAACUUCAUAAGAGUGCUUUGCAAUGCAAACAGCUCGGAAGGUUUCAUUCCAAGUCGGGAUGUGUCCAUGACCGAGAUCAACACUCCAGUUGAUAAUAUCCCAAUUAUGAGUAAUGGCCAAUCACCUUACAAUCGUUCAGUUUUAGCAUUCUUUGCCGGUGGAAACCAUGGUGUUGUACGAGAAAACUUGUUCCAACAUUGGGGAAAUAAAGAAGAUAAUGAUAUUCAAGUUUAUAGCUACCUCCCGAAAGGAAAAAACUACACCGAGUUAUUGGGCCAGAGCAAGUAUUGUCUGUGUCCUAGUGGCUACGAGGUUGCUAGCUCUAGGGUGACAGAAGCAAUCUACCAUGGAUGUGUUCCUGUGAUCAUCAAGGAUCAUUAUGUUCUACCAUAUAGUGAUGUGUUGGAUUGGAGUCAAUUUUCUGUACAAGUACCGGUAAAUAAGAUUCAAGAUCUUAAAAGGAUAUUGGAAGAGAUACCUUAUUCAAAGUAUAUAGAAAUGCAAAAAAGAGUGAUUCAAGUGCAAAGACACUUCAGUGUGAACAUUCCAGCCAAACCAUAUGAUGUCCUUCAUAUGAUUCUUCAUUCUGUGUGGCUAAGAAGACUAAAUGUUUUGUUAAGACAUGUGCCUAACUAA
Erigeron canadensis is the source of this 1033-nucleotide messenger RNA. Its product is annotated as probable glycosyltransferase At5g11130. Gene Ontology annotation, molecular function: glycosyltransferase activity. The coding region runs from base 14 to 1033 and encodes 339 amino acids. The transcript is spliced from 2 exons. NCBI's taxonomy places the organism in Eukaryota, Viridiplantae, Streptophyta, Magnoliopsida, Asterales, Asteraceae. The record is from RefSeq and is a predicted model, not a curated record.